GUAGGUCUAAGGAAAAAAAAAAAUGACAGAGCAGUGGGAGCGAUUCAGAUGUUAUUAGACACAUUUACUAGGAUAAUUCUGCUUAUUGUGUUACUGGUGUUUUAGUGAGAUUAUAUGGUCGUACCUGAAAGUUGGAGAGGUGUGGCCACGGGUGUGGUGACCGCCAGUGUCUCUGAGGGAAGCCAUGUUUCUCGACGGGGUGAAGUGAAGGCAGUCGGUCGGACCGGGCUGAGAUUUAUUUUCCCCUCCUCCACUAUGGAAGCAUUCCACGUUCAGGGGCAGCCGGUCGGAGGAGGCAAGACAGUCCGCAGCUGCCUCUUUGACAGGUGCACGAUGAAGGACGCAAGCUCCGCUCAUGUCUACGACUGAAGGAUGAACCACGGCAGCUGCCAUGGCCUGCAGCGGUGGUCCUGCUAACCCCGAAACUCUGGAAGGCUUCCAUGAGGUCAACCUGACCUCGCCAACCACACCUGACCUGCAGGUGGGUGAAAAGUCGAUCCCCGACUCGCAUCCAAGCCAAAUUCUUUUUUUCUGUUUCCUGCAGAACCAAGCAGAGCAGCGGCCCCCCGCACUCCACAGCACCCCGCCGUCCUCUCUGUACCGCACUCACGCCUUAGGACCGCCCCCAGCUGGCCUCCGCUCUUCCCUGCGGGCCGACCAGCUCCCCACGCAGCCCGUCUACUCCACGCCGCGACACGGCCACAAUGGAAGCGUGCAAGGCCAGGAGGCGGCGGCGGCGGCGGAGGCCAACUUCCUGUCUGGGGAGGAUGGCGAGGAGUGCAGCGUACUGAGCAACAGCCUUUCACGCCUCCGCAGCCCGUCAGUCAUGGAGGUGCGCGAGAAAGGAUACGAGCGUCUGAAGGAGGAACUCGCCAAGGCCCAGAGGGAGCUGCAGUUAAAGGAUGAGGAGUGUGAGAGGUUGUCAAAAGUGCGAGAUCAGCUCGGCCAGGAGCUGGAGGAACUCACCGCCAGCCUCUUCCAGGAGGCCCACAAGAUGGUGAGAGAGGCCAACAUCAAACAGGCCCAUGCUGAGAAGCAGCUGAAAGAAGCUUUGGACAAGAUCGAUGUCCUCCAAGCAGAGGUGCAGGCCCUAAAGACUCUCGUUCUUUCCUCCCCGACGUCGCCUGUCGGCGAACUUCCUCUUGUGGGCGCAGGGGGGAAGACUCCAUUCAGAAAGGGCCACAGCAGGAACAAGAGCACCUCUUCUGCCAUCUUGGGAACGCAACCCGACCCUUCGGCCACGCAGCCCAUUGUACGCGAGUGUCGAGAGGCGGACCCUCAGCUCUUCACAGAGUUCAAGGCCUGGAAGGAGGAGCCCACGCUGGACCGCUGCUGCUGCUUCCUGGAGCGCGUUUACCGUGAGGACAUCUACCCGUGCCUCACCUUCAGCAAGAGCGAGCUGGGGUCAUCCAUCCUGGAAGCUGUGGAGCAGAACACGCUCAGUGUGGAGCCGGUCGGAUUCCAGCCGCUGCCCGUAGUCAAAGCCUCGGCCGUGGAGUGUGGUGGACCAAAGAAGUGUGCCCUAAGCGGUCAGACCAAAACCUGCAAGCACAGAAUCAAGUUUGGAGACUCGUCCAACUAUUACUACGUGUCGCCGUACUGCAGAUACAGAAUCACGGCAGUGUGUAAUUUCUUCACCUACAUCCGUUACAUCCACCAGGGACUGGUCAAGCAGCAGGACGCCGAGCAGAUGUUCUGGGAGGUGAUGCAGCUCCGCAGGGAGAUGUCCUUGGCCAAGCUGGGCUUCUACAAAGACCAACUGUGACUCACGUCAGGAAGCCACGCCUCCUCCGCUGCGGAGCGCAACAGGAUGGGCUUGUAGCCUUUGACCUUUGUUCAAACACUCCAGAAUGAAAGCUCAGCGACCUUAGGCUGGGGACACUUUUAUCUCCUGCAAACCUAACAAAAACCAACCCAAACUCGGUGGUACCUCACUUUUUCUUAGUAAAUAGUUCCGUUAAAACCGAAAUCGUAAGAAAACCAAAGCAAUUUUUCCUUAAUUAAUCAUGCAUGUGUUCCACACAGCCAAAAACCGAAUCACGCUGAAACUGAAUGACACUAAAACCGAAUCACGCUGAAACCGUAUGAUAAUAAAACCGAUUCAUGCUAAAACUGAUUCAUACUGAAACCGAAUGACACUAAAUCCAAAUCAAGCUGAAACCGAAUAACAUUAAAACCGAAUGAUACUAAAACCGAUUCAUGUUGAAACCGAAUGACACUAGAACCGAAUCACGCUGAAACUGAAUGACACUAAAACUGAAUCACGCUGAAACCGAAUCAGGUUGAAACCAAAUGAUACUAAAACUGAUUCAUGCUGAAACCGAAUGACGCUAAUACGAAUUCAUGCUGAAAACAAGUCAUACUGAUAUCAAAUCCUACUAAAACCGGAUCUCGCUGAAACCGUAUGACACUAAAACCGAUUCAUGCUAAAACUGAUUCAUACUGAAACCGAAUGACACUAAAUCCAAAUCAAGCUAAAACCGAAUAACACUAAAACCAAAUGAUACUAAAACCGAAUGAUAGUAAAACCGAUUCAUGUUGAAACCGAAUGACACUAGAACCGAAUCACGCUGAAACUGAAUGACACUAAAACUGAAUCACGCUGAAACUGAAUGACACUAAAACUGAAUCACGCUGAAACCGAAUGACACUAAAACUGAUUCAUGCUGAAACCGAAUGACGCUAAUACGAAUUCAUGCUGAAAACAAGUCAUACUGAUAUCAAAUCCUACUAAAACCGGAUCUCGCUGAAACCGUAUGACAUUAAAAACGAUUCAUGUUAAAACUGAUUCAUACUGAAACCGAAUGACACUAAAUCCAAAUCAAGCUGAAACCGAAUAACACUAAAACCGAAUGAUACUAAAACCGAAUGAUAGUAAAACCGAUUCAUGUUGAAACCGAAUGACACUAGAACCGAAUCACGCUGAAACCGAAUGACACUAAAACUGAAUCACGUUGAAACCGAAUGAUACUAAAACUGAUUCACGCUGAAACCAAAAGACUCUAAAAUUGAUUCAUGCUGAUACCGAAUGACGCUAAAACGAAUUCAUGCUGAAAACAAGUCAUACUGAUAUCAAAUCGUACUAAAACCGGAUCUCGCUGAAACGUAAUCAUGUGAAAACCAAAUCAUGCUCAAACUGAAUCACACUAAAACCUGAUCGGGUCAGACUGAAACCGAAUCACACUGAAAUGGAGUGAUUCGAAAACCAAAUUAUGCUGAAACCGAAUCACUCUCAAAUGUAAACAAACUAAAACCGAAUCAUGCUGAAAUGUAGUCAUUUGAAAACCAAAUCAUGCUGAAACUGAAUGACACUAAAACAGAUUCAUGCUGAAACUGAAUGACACUCAAACAGAUUCAUGCUGAAACGGGUGUGCAUGACAAGCGAGGUACCACCAAGCAACAUAUUCAAGCUUCCAAAUAAGAAGAUAUAUUUCCUGGUUUGGAAGUCUCCCUCCAACAGUGGCAAUGUUUGUUUACAAACUAUUAUUUUCCUAGCAAAUGUAAGUAGGACUUUGCAGCUGUGCACAAUGAAAGUAUGUUUAAUAAGCUUUAGUUUCACUUUGUCAUUUUUGCAAAGAUAAUCACAUUGAUGGCUUUGCUGUUCAUUUAUUUAUUAAGAAGGAAAACAUAGUAAAUCUCUCACAAAACAAUCAGCGCCCAAGAAUAUUUGCAGGUUGUUCAUCCUCUUUUAGUUGAUUGUGUGUGUGUGUGUACUUUCUAUGAAGGCAAUGUCACUCUCCCACUUUGUUUUAGUGCCUUUUUCUCUCACGAAGAAUUAAAUAAAUAAGAAAAAAAAACAGCAUUACAUUGGCAAAGUCAA
Nerophis ophidion (straightnose pipefish) is the source of this 3820-nucleotide messenger RNA. RefSeq names its product RAB3A interacting protein (rabin3) (gene rab3ip). Bases 392 to 1765 code for a protein of 457 amino acids. Gene Ontology annotation, molecular function: guanyl-nucleotide exchange factor activity. NCBI's taxonomy places the organism in Eukaryota, Metazoa, Chordata, Actinopteri, Syngnathiformes, Syngnathidae. The transcript is spliced from 11 exons. Gene Ontology annotation, cellular component: Golgi to plasma membrane transport vesicle. Gene Ontology annotation, biological process: exocytosis. The record is from RefSeq and is a predicted model, not a curated record.